Messenger RNA from Adineta ricciae, 1785 nucleotides. Lineage: Eukaryota; Metazoa; Rotifera; Eurotatoria; Adinetida; Adinetidae. The record is from the annotation of a GenBank genome assembly.
AUGAUUGAUAAUCCCGAAGAACAACUUCAACGUGUUAUUAAUCGUCUACGCAAAGUUGUAGAAGAUUAUUCUGCACAGCGUCAAUUCGAAUCGGCUGCCUUUUGGGGCGAUAAAUUACUUUCAUUGAACCGAAGUUCGCCGGAUGAUCUUCUUUUCGUUGCCAAAUGUUUUAUGUCCAAUGGUGAUUACAAUCGGACACGAAUUCUUCUGGAAAAUUCUCCAAUGUAUCAUACCGAUCCUCAAUUCAAAUAUCUUGUCGCACUUUGUCAUUUUCAUUUGAAAGAUUAUCAAACAGCUGCAAAUGUUCUCGAAAUCUUAGAAGAAUUACUUGAAGUCGACCAACAACAACAACCAGGAACAUCGUUUAAAACGCCGUUCACACCUAAAACAACGAAUAUGGAAUAUUCGAAUCCUCUGCGCGCGUCCAUAUGUUUGUUGCGCGGUAAAGUUGCUGAAGUUCUUGGUUCGUUACAGCAAGCAAUGAAAUUUUAUGAAGAAGCAUUGCGUUUCGAUGUCUUCUGUGCGGAAGCAUAUGAAAAACUAAUAAAAAAACAUAUGUUUACACCUGAAGAAGAACAACGAUUAGUAGAACGCAUGAUUAUUGAGAAACAAUGUGAUACGGAUACAGCAGCUGUCGUCAGAUGUUUAUAUGAACAGGAAGUGCAUCAAUAUAUGAAACCGAUCAUUGUUAAUCUUCUACCAUUUACCAUUGGUUUGUUAAAUGAUAAUGCUGAUUAUUGUAUAAAUAUUGCAGAAAAGUUUUAUUACAACUAUAAAUUUCGUGAAUCAUUCGAUUUAUGUAAAAAAGUUCUUACCCACAAUCCAUUUCAUCAACAUGGCCUAUUCAUAUAUAUAGCUCUACUCUAUGAAAUGAAGGACAAGACAGAAUUAUUCAGUUUGGGACAUCGAUUAGCUCGACAAUGCCCAAACAAUCCUAUUAGUUGGUUGGCUGUUGGUUGUUAUUAUCUAGUGACGAAAAAGCCUGAACCAACACGUCGUUACUUAGCAAAAGCUACGUCAAUAUGUCGAAGUUUUGGUCCUGCAUGGUUAGCAUUGGGCCAUUCCUAUGGUCUGGAAUCUGAGCAUGAUCAUGCUAUUUCCGCAUACUUCACCGCUGCAGAUGUUAUGCGUGGUUGUCAUCUACCUAUCCUAUACGUUGGUUUGGAAUAUAGUUUAACAAACAAUCUUCGCUUAGCGGAACGUUUAUAUUCGGAAUCCUUAAAGUUUUAUCCUGACGAUCCAGCUGUACUACAUGAAUUGGGUGUGAUCAACUAUCUAAAUCGAGAAUAUCAUCAUGCCUUACUAUUCUUUCAACGAGCUUUGAUUAAAGUCGAAGCCAUCGAUCAAGUUGAUCUCUUGCCCUAUUGGGAACCAUUGUUUAAUAACAUGGGACAUGCAUGUCGAAAAUUGAAGAAAUAUGAUGAAGCAAUCAUUCAUUUCAAGAAAUGCUUAGGAUUAACACCACGAAAUCCGCAAACAUUGAUUGCGAUCGGAUUUGUGCAUGCUUUACAAGGAAAUUAUGGUCAAGCGAUUGAAUAUCUUCAUCAAGGCCUUUGGUUAAGUCCCGCCAGUUCGUUUGCUCAAACUCUGUUAAAUAAAUGUUUUAAUAUGACACAAACGAAAACUUAUGUCGAACAAUUCCCAGAACCACCGAGUGAUCUAAAUGAAUAUCUGUCAACUCGGCAGAAUAGUACUAUUACUGAAACAGAUAUUAACGCGGCUGCAAUGCCUACCUCUGCUUUAGAAGAAUCUGAUCAAGGCGGUUCAUCGAUGAUUACAACAUAG